Messenger RNA from Hyaloscypha bicolor E, 1254 nucleotides. Its product is annotated as mitochondrial carrier. Gene Ontology annotation, biological process: mitochondrial L-ornithine transmembrane transport. The transcript is spliced from 2 exons. Gene Ontology annotation, molecular function: L-ornithine transmembrane transporter activity. NCBI's taxonomy places the organism in Eukaryota, Fungi, Ascomycota, Leotiomycetes, Helotiales, Hyaloscyphaceae. The record is from RefSeq and is a predicted model, not a curated record. The coding region runs from base 273 to 1184 and encodes 303 amino acids.
GCACAACGUUCAGAAAGUGUCGUGGCUCGUGAACCCCUGAGCCGAAGCUGAGCCUAAAUUAAUUAAGCGAGCAAGCACCCAUCCGCGCUCGGAGCGAUCUAAUCAUGAUCACAAAUUUUGUGUGCUCUCUGAAUACAUCUUUCAAUUUCUAACACCCUGCUCACAAAUCUAGGUAGAGGCAAGUGCUUCACCUCUGAGGAAGAGUCAAGCUGCUUGAGGUCAGCGAUCGGGGAGAGAGCGGUCUUCGGAGUGAAAGGAGGGGUAAUUUCGCGAUGGCGGAUGCAGCAAAUGAUAUGGAGGAGCAUGGAAUGGUGCGGACCUUGAAGGAUCUUUUUGCUGGUGCUGCGGGUGGUAUUGCUCAAGUGCUUCUGGGCCAGCCAUUCGAUAUCGUAAAAGUGAGACUUCAGACAACAACCCAAUACGGCAACGCCCUAGAGGCCGCCAAAACCAUCUACCAAAAAGAAGGACCCCUUGCUUUUUACAAAGGCACCCUAACCCCCCUCAUCGGAAUCGGCGCCUGCGUCUCCGUACAAUUUGGAGCCUUCCACGAGGCUCGGAGACGCCUGGAAGCUUACAACGCAUCCAAAACGCCUCUCAACCCAGGCCUCUCAUACGCCCAAUACUAUGCCGCUGGAGCUUUUGCCGGAAUUGCGAAUUCCGUGAUCUCGGGUCCUAUUGAGCAUGUCAGAAUUAGGCUGCAGACGCAACCACAUGGCGCUGCGAGACUGUACAGCGGACCCUUGGACUGUGUAAAAAAGCUCUCAGCUCACGAAGGUGUUUUGAAAGGUCUUUACCGCGGUGAAGCAGUGACCGUCUUACGAGAAGCGCAAGCAUAUGGAGUGUGGUUCCUCGCAUUCGAAUAUAUGAUGAAUGCAGACGCAGCACGAAAUAAGAUCGACCGGAAGCAAAUCCCCAGUUACAAGAUUGCUUUCUACGGAGGUUUAGCUGGCGAGGCGCUGUGGUUGGCAAGCUAUCCGUUUGAUGUGGUGAAGAGCAAGAUGCAGAGUGAUGGCUUUGGAGAGAAUCAGAAGUUCAAGGGGAUGAACGAUUGUUUUAGGCAGACUUUCAAGGCCGAAGGGUUGAGGGGGUUCUGGAAGGGGAUUGGUCCAACGUUGUUGAGAGCUAUGCCUGUCAGUGCUGGAACUUUUGCCGUAGUUGAGAUGACUAUGAGAGUAAUAAGCUAGAAGGAGACUGCGGGAGGGUAAUUUUAGACAAGUUCGCAAGAUGACAAAAGAGACUUUCACUUUGUGGCGA